AUGUACAACGAAGUCCUUCACACGGUGCCGUUUUCAUACUGCACCUCCGAGGAAUCCGCCGGGAGUACUUCAGAGUCCGAGGAGUCGUCUAGCAGUGGCGAAAACACCGCGGACGAGGAUUGGGUGGCUUCCGGCAGCGAUGCUGGUAAUGAAUCUGAUGUACCGCCUGUGCCCAAUUCCAACGCUAACCCACCAGGCACCCAAGGCACUCUCGUGAAGCCUGCAGCACCUGCCAAACGCGUCCGACGUACCAAGAAGCCACCCAAGGAAAAAAUAGCCCGAGAGCACAGACCCGUCGUGCGACAAGUACGCGCGUGCGGAGAACGAGAGAACAAGAUGCCAGGGCAGGGCGGAAGCAUCUACAGGCGGAGGCACGAGGUUGAAGAGAAACUGCAGCCAGCGAAGGCCGAAACUCAGCAGGUGGCGUCGGGGGCGCAGGGGCACUAUCAGCAGCCCAACGUACGAUCUGGAGGCGUGGAAGCAGUCGCGAAGCCGGGUGAUGCCAGCCAUCAUGCACCGGCAUCACCUCAAGCUGGUCCGAGCCGUACGCAAGCCGUGUUGGACGCAGGCUCACCCGACCAUGGUCGUAGGCGCUCUGCUGCCUCCGAGUUGAACCCAUCUGCUCUCGUCACACCACAGAGGAAGGAGGUGUCCAUCAUUGCGCGUGGGCAGUCAAUGUGCAAACCGACGGGACAGUAUUGUUCUCCUAGGCGACAACAAAUGCUCUCUCCCGCAUCUGUGAGGGUUGCUGAAGCUCCGAGGUCCCCAUUAGUGAAUCACUCCCCCGCCCACGCAGGUCGAUCGGCGAACCUUGGCGCUGGACUCCCUGGAAUGGUACCGACCCCUUUCUUUGACGGUGGCGUGGGCCAGGCUGCCGCCAUGGAUGUCGAGCACGGUGACUCGUCUCCCGAGGAGGACACGAAUGGCAAGGACGAGGCGGAUCGUGAUGUGUUGGAGCUGCAUAGGCUGCUGCGCAACAUUCGCGCACGGAAUGGUGGUGAUUUAUCGGCGGUUCUUGGAGCCGUUGGAAGUCGUGGCACCGCUAUGCUAGGCGCAGAUGAGAUGGAGGUGUUGGGGAGUAUUGGCAGCGGUGCCCCCCAACGUGGCGAACGAGGCAAGGCUCCAGUCUCAGGGGGGCAUGGUAGCCCGCACCCUUCUACAAGUCACGGACAUCGUCACGCUCGUACUGCUUCUCGCGGGUUUCAGCCUGAAGUGCCGCAUACUCAACCUUCUAUACCUGCACCGCUUCCCUCACAGCCCGCCCCCAAACCCCAGGCAGGUGUCCGCGGGACUCAUGCUGCACCUCGUGCCCAGAUGAAUCGGGGCAUGUACAACAACCGACUGGGGAAGGAGCGUGAGCACCUCAUCAACACCCACGGUGCUGCACACGGAUCCGGUCCGCCGGCCUCAGCACCACGUGUUGGUGGGAGUGACAAGGGGCAGCCAUCUUACCGGACACGCGGAGCCGGGCACCGCGACCUUGGCGCAGGGGCGGACAUGGGAAACCAGGGCCGUGGUAUGAAACGGGAGAGGAACGUUCCUCAGAUGACUCUGAUCAUCGACUAUGAUCCGGAGAGGAGCGGCGAGGGCCUGAUUCGGGGCAUGCCGUCACCGGAUGAGAUCGUGGUGCACGCCAAGUUGGCCAUGGACUUCCUUCUCCGCAACUGUUCGGCUCGAGGUGUGACGCUGUUCCCCUCCAACACCGUGAGGAACGAAGCGUUGCGUAUCAUACUUCGAGCCACGCACGACGUGAGCUACAUACAGGUCUCAGUGGCCAUGUCGAAGACGGAAUACAGCUCCAAGGUGCACAAGGUGUGGACGAAGUUCCGCAACGACUCCUCGUCGUUCGGCCGCUACAAGAUCGUGUGCGGCCUUGGGAUAGACGUCGUGGGCAGGGGGGUGUACAAGAUGAAGCUCGACCCGAAGAAGAAGGCGGAGUGGUGGGAAACACUUGGCCCACAGGAGCACGAGGGGCACAAGGUCUCCUCGUGGAGCAUUGCAGUGGGAGACAGGAGGCCCUUCACCAGCGCCCUCUUCUUUGCGGCGUGCAAAGCGGCCUACCCGGAGUGGGUCACGGCUGACGGCAUCCUCGUGCUCGUCCCCUACCACAUUGCAUGGGUGCUGUUUUCGUUCGACUAUGGCAUGACGAAUACGAAGAGCAAGUCGCUGACCCUCUCACAGAGCCCACAGACCAACGAUCGGGAGAUGGUGGAAGUGGUGGCUGAGGUAGAAGAGGCCAUCAAGAUGUGGCUGGUUGUCGCAAAGGGGCGGUUGUAUGUGCCUGAGCUAGGGGCGUUCAAGUGGGGUGAAGCCGGUCUAUUCAUCAACGAGUCCGGGUUUCAGGAGUACCUGCCGGAGGAGUAUCGGGUGCGCUCAGCAGCGGAAUCGGGUGACAAGGAGCAGUGGAUGGCGUGA
Molecule: messenger RNA, 2415 nt
Organism: Closterium sp. Yama58-4
Lineage: Eukaryota; Viridiplantae; Streptophyta; Zygnematophyceae; Desmidiales; Closteriaceae
Source: the annotation of a GenBank genome assembly